AUGACGUCACGCCUCCCCGUGCAGGCGGAGGCUGGAGAUGACGCGAACUAUGUAGCAGCACAGACUUCGCCAUUUUGGGCUAAGAUUUGGAAUCGUCACAACGCAAGCAUGGCAAUGCGUGAAAUUGAACCUUACAUCUUUGAUCCAGAGUCUGACUCUGAACUCGAAGUGCACAAAGGACAACGGAGAAAAGCUCACACUAGAAGCAUAGAAGUAACCUUUGAGUUGGAUCAAACCAAGGAGGAAAGUCCAGUUAAAUAUUAUGAAGAUGAUGAGAUUUCAGAGGAAGAAGAGGAUGAUGAUGAUGAUGACGCAAGUUCAGAUGAGGACUGGGUUCCUCAAAGAAAAAUUGAGGUGGAAACUGCAGAAGUGAAAGGAAACUCUUCCUCAGACGAAGAGAUUGUGAUCGAUAAAGGAUCUAGCCUGACGUUAAGAACAGGGAGGAAUAGUCGCAACGUGAGAAUGGAACUGUGUGAUAUUGAGUCUUUCAUCUUUGAUCCAGAUGUUAAGUCAGAACUCGAAGUGCACAAUGGGCAACAGUGGAAAGAUUGUGUUUCAGACACUGAUAGAAGCAUUUACUGGGUUCAAAAUGGCAAUGAGUUAAGGCCUCAGUACAGAACCACAUCUCCCCAUCACACUGGACGUAUAGAAGUAACCUUUGAGGUGGACCAAACCAAGGAAGACUACGAUGAAGAGGAUGAGACUUCAGAAGAAGAGGGAGGGACAACGGUUGCUGAGGCUGGGGAUGAUGAUCUGGAGGAUGGCGAUUCGGACCGGCAUGGGACGGGCCCACCAAAGUUGAGUCCUGGCACAUUCCAGGGUACAACCCUGUUCUUCUAG
Messenger RNA from Knipowitschia caucasica, 840 nucleotides. The record is from the annotation of a GenBank genome assembly. Lineage: Eukaryota; Metazoa; Chordata; Actinopteri; Gobiiformes; Gobiidae.